AUAAUAAUACAGCGGACGUCCAUAGAAAUCAUGGACUUUACCAAAAUAACAAUCCCAAUAUUCAGAAAAAAACUGGAAAAAGCUGCAAUAACUACGACAACACUACACAAUCAUAUUGGCAACCUCAGGCAAACGAGCUUUGACAAAGGUACGGAACUUCGUACUAAUAGCUACUUAUAAGUCUUUGAGCGAUCGACACACACCCACUUCCCCUAACAUGAACAGGUCUUUUCGGACAGCGACUGCUCUUAAGUACGUAAGUCUCCAGUUUUAUUUAGAUGCUUUGCCCAUUGUCUUGACUACUGGACCGAGUUGACGACUGAGCUCAGAGUCCGCUGCCACACAAGUUUUGGGCCUGGCACGCGCCGUCGGAAGGUUACCUGUCCCUCUUACACCAUCAGCACCGUAAUUCUUGGCAUCAUGCUUCCGUCAGUAAGUCAGUCGUCAGUUGACCAGCACCUGUCAUUGGGGGAUGGAUUGGAUAGAUUUGGAAGCUGAUAGGACCCUCCACUCUUGUCUAUUGUGGGCGAUAGUAAGCAGGCCCUGUGCAGGAAGAACAGUCCAGCCUUUGACCUUCGUAAGAAAGUUCUUCCUCUGACCACUGCGGCGUCGACCACCCUCCAAGGUGCCUUCAGUGAUAUUCUUCAACAGGGUGUCGUGCCGUGUAACAUGGACAAAGAACAUCUUAUUUCACCUGAGUGUUAGAAGAAGAAAUUCCUGGUGUCCUACUUGUGUGACAAUCUUGUCUGUAGGUUUACUAUUUAGAAUAUGGUUGUUUUGAAGUAUGUUGACAUCAUACUCCAGCUGGAAGUUGUACAGGUGUUUGCAAAGAUCACAUUUACAUAAACUGUGUAAUGAAAUCGCGUUUGUUCAACCAGUUGCUGGAAUUUAAGCAAUCUCACCUUCAGACUCAGUACGCGUUUUAUAAUUGUUUCUGAAAUGCAGAAGAAACGUAGAUUGUCUCUCCAUUAGUAAUUUUCUAGCUAAUCAAACUUAACAUCACAUUAUUCUCUAUGCUGUCUAGUCUAAGCCGCAUAUUAACGAGUGCAGAUGAAGGGUUGUUUACGAUUUUCAUAAGAGUAAACACUCAUCUGGCUUUGAUUUUAAGUAAAAAAAAGUCUUCCUACAAGCAUCAAGAGUGGAUUUAAUCCCCAUCUUCUGUACUUCAAACCUUUCAUCAAAAGCUAUUCUAACGCCGGGAUCCAUUUCCUGUUCUGUAAGAUGUAAGCAGUCUUCUGAACUCACUUGAACUGGCUGAAUUUGAAUGUCAAGCUUUGUUUUGUUUAAUAUUACUACCAAGAAAUACACGCAAUGUUUUUCAGAAUAAAAAAGAGCAUAAACGUGCACACAAUUUUUGUUAACUCUUUGAUUAAACUCAAGAAGUAGAAUACAAAUCAAAGCAAAGAAAACUUUAUUGGUGGUGAAAGGAAGUCCAAGAGAGAAAUUCUUCUUUUGCUUACAAGCCCAAUCACAUAUACAAACAAAAUAAUCAUUUAACAGUCCUAGACCUCAAAGACACGUCUUAUCAUGGUGAGUUUGUGUUCACCUCCCCUUUGUGUGUGUGUAGGUAUGUGUGUUAGAGUGAAAGAAAGAGAGAAUUAAUUGGAUUCUUUAUUGACUCACCAUAGCUCAAGAGAGGAGAGAGAAAAAAAGAUUCAGUAAGAGAAAGCUAUAUAUCUGUAUGCUAAUCGAUCCCCAUUUUUUAAAUAUGCAAAUUAAAUGUUUGUAUUCAAUCACGGAGUAUUUAAAAAAAGUUGUAUCAUAUUCAUAUAUCGCUUUUCAGGUCUGGGUAGUGCGGAUAACUGAAGGUUUUUUUUUUAUGUUUUCCGUGCUGUACAAACUGAAAGUAGUGUGAACUUUAAGCCGUCUGUAUGAAACUGAGAAGUUUCCCUAUGGGUAGGCGUGACAUUCAAAAUUUUCAUAUUAAAUGUCGUACUCUUCAGAUUGAGAUUAAGUUGGAGAGAGAUGAAGGAUGUGUCAUGGCUAUACUCGGCAAACUGCUGCGUUUUUUAUUUCUACUUUUCUUCCCAUCAAGUGUGAUUUUAAAUUGUACUAUAACAGAAACAACUAAAACUCAAUUGGAACACAUCAAAAGCAAAGAAAAUGUAAACAUCAAUCUCACUCUCCAGCUCACAUCGGAGUACAAAAGAACAUCAUUUGUAAUCGAAGUAAGGUUAUGUGAGGCUGGAAAAUUCCAAAGUGUUUGCAGGUGCCGAUGGGUUAACAAGAAUAAUGGUAUUUGUAAAAACCAAACAAGUGUUUCAGUCUGUAAAGCCGACAACUCAGAAGUGAAUCAGUCGCUGCAACUUAAACGGACAUACAGCGAUGUCGUAUGGGAGCUUCUAGAAGAAAAGUUCACUCCAGUUGUACUGAAGCACACCAAACUGCAAGUUAUCUACCCACCACAAAUCACAGACAUGACUGUGAAUGGACUUCGUGUAAAUGGAACGUAUACAAUUAACCAUGACCAGAGUGUUAAAAUUGCCUGUUUCUACGUUAACGGAAACCCUCCAGUUAUCAUCCGUAUGACGAACGCCAGUGGACACACAAUGAGUUCUACACAAGAAGGUUCACUUACCACAAGUUUUAGAAAAGUUCAAUGCAACGAGGCCUGGCCGACCAUCAGGUGUGAGGCGCCUGGUUCUGAGCUGAACAGAUCAGUGGUCAUCCUUGUGAGAUGUGCACCACAACUGUCUUGUUUGUCGACCCAAGGCAUAGACUUAGCCAAAGUUUUAAAAGACGGCUUGACACUAUGUCUGAAACACUACACAGACAGUAUCAAAAACUGUUCGUUGACCAAGAUUGACCCACCACGUACAACUAAAGAAGUCACGUGUCACUUAAAGGGAAAUGCACCGGACUUUAACUUGACCAUCCCAUCCACUGCAGAAUCUUGGUUUAGCGAAGGGAAUUGGACCCUUACUGUUAGAAGUGAGCAGGGAGAAGGGAACCUUACCUUCAAAUUAGUCAAUGAUACAGAAACAAGUGUGAUCAAAUCAGAAGACAGACCAAGAAAUCCUCUUAUAAUACCCAUGUGCCUUCUGAGCAUCACAAUCAUCAUUGCCACUAUCUGCAUCUUUUUCAUCAUAAAAAGUGCUAAACAGCGUGGAAAUGGUAACAGAAGGAAUGGUCAUCCUGCUGCUGUUGGUUGUUCUAAAGAAUAUGAGCGCCACACAUCGUCAAAUCGUUGUAAUGCGGAUGGGUUGAUAUACGGAGAACUAACUUUUGCUGACAGAACAACAUCGGAUGUUAUCAUCGGCUCCUUACCGAAUACACAAUAUGCACAGAUCAGCUUCACAGCUGGUAUCCAGCCAUUGCAUGAUUAAAUGUAGAUACUAUAUCAGAAGGACGUUUGGUAACUGAUGUUAUGUUAUGGUAUAUUUAAUGGACAAUAAGGUCUCUGAAUGUAUUUGAUUAUCAAAAACUAUAUGCAUAUCAAACUAAGAAAGUCACAUUUUCAUCAGUGUCUGUAGGAGUGUAUAAACAUGCAACAAAAACUUGUUUUAUUAAACGUUUGUGGAAAAUCUAAUUGUUAGGUGAAUGUCAGGAGAACUUCUUGAUAAAUAAAAUAAAGAAAUUCCCAACUGCUGUGAGAUUUUCAUGUUUUCCUCAGAAAAUUUUAAGACUAAUGAGAUAAUUAGAUAUCUUUUUAUCAAAUAUUAUGCUUACAGAUAUUGUUGUGGGUUUGAGUACUUAUAUACAUCAACUAAUACAAUUUUACUUAAAAAAAAUGAUAGAUUUUAA
Messenger RNA from Pomacea canaliculata, 3744 nucleotides. RefSeq lists its product as uncharacterized. Bases 1872 to 3326 code for a protein of 484 amino acids. The record is from RefSeq and is a predicted model, not a curated record. Lineage: Eukaryota; Metazoa; Mollusca; Gastropoda; Architaenioglossa; Ampullariidae. The transcript has 7 exons.